CAGAACGCGCGCCCGCUCCAGGAGGUGUGUGUUUUGCUGCCGCCGCCGCCGCGCCGCGGGCCACGCACGCAACGAGUAGGCCGCGCGCUUUGCUGCGAAUGAGCCAGCCGGACUGCACGCAGCUGAGCCAGCCGGACUGCACGCAGCUGAGCCAGUGCACCCAGCGGUGCGCCGAUGACGACGACGACUCAGAGGGCGACGGCGGCGGCGGCGACGACGUGGCGCCCGCUCGGCUGGUGCGUCUCGUGGACGGCUCGCCUGGAACCGCGGUGACCGUGCCGCCCGAGGGAGAGGGCGCUCUCUCCGUCGGCCGGACGGAGCAGCUUGGCUCGUGCACGCUCCUUUUGGACGACAACGCGGUGUCGAAACGGCACGCCGAGCUCCGCUUCAACCAGGGCUCGCUCGAGCUCCGCGUCACCUCGAGCAACGUCUUCACGUUUGUCAACGAGUCCGCGCACAUCGCGCUCGCCGGCAAGCCGCCGCCGCCGCCCGUCAGCCUCUGCGACGGCGAUGUGCUCCGCUUUGGCGGAGGCAGGCAGAGCAGCACCCGCUGCGACAAGUUCAUCUUCCGCGUGGACGCGCCACAGUGCAAGCGCGCGGAGGGCACCGUCUGUCUCUCUCCGCUGCCUGCGCGCGCGUCCUCCGCCGCCUCCUCCGCCUCGGCUGGCGAGACGCCGCUCGCGGAGUGGUUCUGGCAGAUCGGCAAAGGCGCGUCGCGCGCCUGGUCGCGCUACGCUCCCCACCAAGAGGCUCUGAUCGAGCGCGCCUACCAGCUGGCGGAGGAGAGGGUGCGGCUCGACGGCGAGCGGGUGCUCGACUUGCGGCAGAUGAAGCAGGUGCGCGACGACGGCCCCGGCCGCUCCCGCCCUGUGCGGCGCGAGCCGCCUGCAGCGCCAUACUCGACUCGUCCGACGAAGCGGAGGCGGGACGCGCGGGGGGCGACGGGCGGCGGCGAGGGCGGCGGCGGCGAGGGCGGCGGCGGCGAGGGCGGCGGCGGCGAGGGUGGCGGCGUGGCGACCGUGCGCGUUCUUCCCAAUCUCUCCCCCGCCAAGCGCGCCACCGUCCGCGUCGUGGUGUUGCGGCGCGACAGUGGCGUCGUGCUGACGGCUGGCUCGGGCUGCCUCGUCUCGCGCGACGGCCACGUGCUCACGGCGGCACACCUCUUUGUGAGCGCGCGGUCGGGCGCGCUCUUCCAUGGCUUUGCGCCGAGCGAGGUGUUAGUCGCGGUGGGCGUGUAUGUCGAUGACGCGGCGCCGUCGCGCUGGGCGUACUGGGCGGAGCUGCAGACGCCGCUCGAGCGGCUGGUCGAGACAUAGCUGAGAUACAGCCG
This is a messenger RNA of Emiliania huxleyi CCMP1516, 1330 nucleotides long. RefSeq lists its product as hypothetical. The record is from RefSeq and is a predicted model, not a curated record. NCBI's taxonomy places the organism in Eukaryota, Haptophyta, Isochrysidales, Noelaerhabdaceae. Gene Ontology annotation, molecular function: protein binding. The coding region runs from base 99 to 1316 and encodes 405 amino acids. The transcript is spliced from 5 exons.